Molecule: messenger RNA, 1258 nt
Organism: Alternaria alternata
Lineage: Eukaryota; Fungi; Ascomycota; Dothideomycetes; Pleosporales; Pleosporaceae
Product: DUF292-domain-containing protein
Exons: 3
Coding region: 75-998 (307 amino acids)
Biological process (GO): protein transport
Source: RefSeq, a predicted model, not a curated record
ACAAACCACCACGCCGUCCACCCAAUCGCCAGAUACCCGGUUUUCGCACUGAACAGAACAAGAUGGCGCCCGCAAUGUCAUUAGUCAACAAGCUCAAGGUGCAGCUCAAGCUGUCGAUAUCGCGGCUACGUAUGGUGCAGCAGAAGGAUAGCGCAAAAGUAAAACAGCAAAGAAGAGAAAUGGCGCAAUUGAUUGAGGUUGGCAAAGUACAGUCGGCGCGCAUACGCGUAGAGAACAUAAUCCGUACCGACAUCACCACCGAGCUACACGAGAUCCUCGAACUCUACUGCGAGCUUCUACUCGCGCGCUCACAGUUGCUCGAAUCGCAAGUGUCCUCCUCAAACACCACCUCAUCCGCUUCCACGUCGACACUCCUCGACCCAGCCCUAGAAGAAGCCGUCCGCAGCAUAAUAUACGCCGCACCACGAACCGAGAUCAAGGAACUACACACCGUCAGGGCGCUGUUAGUAGACAAGUUCGGAAAGGAUGUUGCAGUGGCCAGUAUGGAAGGAGAAGGCGUGGCAGAGAGGGUCAUGAAGAAGCUAAAGGUUGAGACACCGAAGGAGGAGCUGGUCGAGGCAUACAUGACGGAGAUUGCAAGAUUCUACGGAGUACCGUAUGGCACAGCCAAGAGUGAAGAUGAAGAAGAUGACGACGACGAUGAGCCAUCAGGUGGUGUAGGCGAAAAGGCGGAGCUCGAAGAACCUUUACCAGCCGACGACGCAGACCCCAGUACAAGCAAGAAGGCAGAGGAAAGGGAAGCGCUGGCAAAAGCCUCGACACCCAAGAAGCUGGGACCACAAAGUCCGCUGCGCGUCGUACCGCCGAGUCCUAGUACCGAUAAUGUAGCGCCUAGGUUGAAGUUACCAGGAAGUGCGGCGGCCAAGGUAGCAAAGAGCGAGGCGAAUACGAAGAAGCCGGCAAAGAAGGAGGAUGGGCUAGGCAGAAUCCCGGAUGUGGAUGAGCUUGCUAAGCGGUUUGCUGAGCUGAAGCGAUGAAACAAAUAGAGAAGAGAAUUUGGUUCUUUUUGAUCGAGCCUGGCUGAGUUACAAUCCAGUGCUCUUCACAUCUUGCUCAGGACUGCCGCAUCGGGAUGCGCGCCUCCGGGUGCAGGCAGUCUGUACUGGAGGCAAGUAAUAUGAUACACCAUCAUGGCCAUGCGCUUGGGGAUGAGAAAAAGCGCAUAGCAUUAAUUCAUCAAGUCUCUAGCUUUUACUCUUCACAACAAUCAUUUACAGAAGAGCAUGCAAUAUCAUGA